AUGUUAUUGCAAGUAUAUGUGCUCGACACAACUGAGGUUAUUGUUCGAGAUCACACAUGUGCGAUGUGUCAUGUAACGAGGUUACGGCACUCGAGACAUCUCGAUGGGUACCUGCCAUUGCACUCGUCCUUCACACCAGCGACGUCACCGAAGCUAGCUGUGAAAGAUAACCACAAACCCUUGUUCACCGAGUGCCUAAAUUAUAGGCCGACGUUGAAAGAAGAACAGCCUGUCGGAACUUAUGUGUUUACGGUCCAUGCAGAGGAUCGAGAUCCACCGGAAAUGGGAGGGACGGUUACAUAUAAAUUUGUUUCAACUCCUGGUGAGAAAGAGAGAUUUCACGUCGACCCAGAAACAGGAAGAAUUACUACAGCGGAUAUUUUUGACCACGAUGAGCCAUCACGUGAAAAGGAAGCAUAUAUUACUGUACGAGCAAGUGACAAUGGGCAACCACAGCUAGAUGAUGCGUGUACGAUCAAAAUUUUAAUAGAAGACAUCAACGACAAUCAGCCGGUGUUCGACAAAGUUGUCUUCCGAGGAGACGUUUGGAAGUCGUAUUCGGAGUCAGUCCCUCAAGAUUUACCCAGUGGUCGCGAGGUGAUGCGAAUAUCAGCGACAGAUAUCGACGAUGGGAACAAUUCCAUCGUGCAUUAUAGCCUAGAUUCCAAUUCGCCAGAUCAGGCUUACUUCUAUAUAGAUCCAGACAAUGGUGUAAUAUUUUUGAAUAAAACCAUUGACAAAGUACCAGGCUACAAAUUCAAGUUGAGCGCGAUAGUAAAAGACAUGGGUGAGCCGCCGCAACAAAGUUCGAUCACUUUAGACAUCCAAGUCGUUGAGUCUAACAAGAAAAGCCCGUCUUUUAUAGAAGUGCCCGACCAGCCGAUAAGAUUAAAAGAAAAUUACGCGGACUUCAACACACCAAUAGCUACUGUUCGAGCGGUAUCAAAUAUACCAGAAGAGAAAAAAUUACAAUUUGAAUUAGUGAUGGGACAAACAGAACAGACAAACAAAUGGCAUACAUUUGUUUUGGAACCUGAAGCUGACUCAGCGUAUAUAAAACUUGGAAACCAUUUGGAUUAUGAAAAAAUAACUGACUAUACGUUAACUGUCCGGAUACAGAACAAUUACAAAUUAGCGGCUGAAACAAUAAUCCAAAUAGAAAUAGAAGAUGUAAAUGACAAUAUUCCUAUAUUUAGUGAAAUUAGAUCGGGUAGUGUGUUAGAGAACGAGCCGCCCGGCACUCCUGUGAUGCAAGUUAGGGCAUUCGACGCUGACGGUACAUCAGCUAACAACCAAGUAUCUUACGAACUAGGCGACCCAUCAGAUCCCUUCGCAAUCGAUAGUAUCACUGGAAAUAUAACAACACUUAAAAUAUUUGAUAGAGAAGAGCGUAGCUUUUACAAUAUUAAAAUUAUAGCUACAGACAAUUCUGAAUCAGCCCUUAUACCGGGAAAGCAUAAUGCCGGCCAACAAGUGUUUUUAAUAGAGAUAGCAGAUAAAAAUGAUAAUCCACCGCACUUCACUCAAGAUACGUACGUUGCAGAAUCGAUAGCUGAGAAUGCUAAUAUUAACGAACUUGUUACGCAGGUUACCGCUUUGGAUACAGAUACAGCGUCCGUGGUUACGUACAGUAUUGUAGCGGGUAAUACCUACGAUGCAUUCGUUAUUCGGAACUUCACUGGCGAAAUACGUGUUAAUAACGAACUCGAUUAUGAGAAUAUAACCAGUUAUAGCUUAGAUGUUAGAGCCUUUGAUGGUAUAUACGAAGAUUAUGCCAAAGUACUUAUUAAGAUUGAGAAUUUAAACGACAAUCCACCGGUCUUUUUGGCUAAUUACACUAAGACUAUAGAAGAAGAGAAGCUGUAUGAAGGAUGUAUUGUUAAGGUUGAAGCCUACGACCCAGACUUAGAUAGAAAUGAACCCCAGAAUAUAGUAUAUUCAUUAGUGAAACAUGAACAGAAAGAAUUUCUCCAAAUCGACAAUGACGGGUGUCUUCGCCUAACAAAGCCGUUAGAUAGAGACCAGCCAUCGGGUUUCACCAGAUGGCAGAUCCUCAUAAUGGCUGCUGAUCAUGGAGGAAGACUUGGAUCAGACAGCUUGAGGUCCACUACCGAAGUUAUACUGGAAUUAACAGAUAUAAACGAUAAUGCACCCUUUUUGACUAAUACGCAACCAGUUAUUUGGUACGAGAACGAAGCACCAGGUCAGGUGGUUAUUCUUACAGCGAAAGACUACGAUUCAGCGGAAAACGGUCCGCCGUUCACUUUCGCGCUCAACGAGUCAGCGAGCUUCGAUAUCCGAUCCAAAUUCCACAUACAGGGAAAUAUUCUAUCAACGCUCGUUUCAUUCGAUCGUGAGCAGCGGAAAGAGUACAAAAUACCGGUGGCCAUCACGGAUUCCGGUACUCCACGUUUGACGGGCGUUUCAAUACUGCACGUCGUGAUCGGCGAUAGGAACGACAAUCCCAUGGGGCCUGGACAUAGCGACAUAUUUGUGUACAAUUAUAAGACGGAAACGUAUUUCAACGAAAUAUACAGCUGGCGAUAUUACGGUGAAGCACCAGAUACAGAAAUCGGUCGAGUGUUUGUCAAUGAUCCAGACGAUUGGGAUUUACCAGAUAAACGGUUUAUGUGGUUACCGUCAUAUGAACAGAGAAGUCCAUAUUUCGAUGUUCAUAGCAACACCGGUAUGAUCACUAUGAAGGAAGGAACACCUAAUGGAACAUAUUUAUUACAUUUCAAUGUGACUGAAGAAAACGAGCCUUUAGUACCGUUCCAUUGGGUAGAGGCAACUGUCAACGUAUCUAUAAAGGAGAUUCCUGAAGAAGCGGUCGACAAAUCCGGCUCAAUCCGUUUCGUGAACGUCACGGCUGAGGAGUUUAUUAUUCCUGAGGCAGAUGGUACGAGUAAAAAGGACAAGUUACAUCGUCGUCUUUCUGAACUCUACAAUAAAUCAAUGGACAAUGUAGACGUAUUUACGGUAUUUAGCAAAUUGACUGUGAAAGAUGCUUUUUUGGACGUCCGGUUCUCUGCCCACGGUUCGCCGUACUUCGAAGCAGAGAAGUUGGACAGCAUGGUUAUUGGGAUUCAAGAAAAGCUGGAAGAAGAACUACAUGCGAAGAUAUAUAUGGUGAAGAUCGACGAGUGUUUGAUAGAAAAAGAACAAUGCGAAGAUUCGUGUCGAAAUGUAUUAAUGAAGAACAAUGUCCCUCUUUCCGUGUACACGAAUACUACGAGCUUUGUGGGUGUUUCAGCGAGAGUCGAGUCCGAAUGUACUUGCGAAGUGGAUGAACCUCUCAUCUGUUUGAACGGAGGUACACCAUUCGCGGAUAAAUGCGAGUGCCCCGAGGGUUGGAAUGGUCCUCGUUGCGAGCAAACAAGUAUAGGAUUUCAUGGGGAUGGAUGGGCGAUGUAUCCUGCACCACCCGCCUGCCACGAGGGACACGUCACACUCACUGUGACUUCGCAUACUAGCAACAGUCUUAUCUUCUAUGUAGGACCGCUGAAGUAUAACCCGUUGCUAGAUGUGCAAGAUUUUAUGUCUUUAGAACUUGUGGAUGGCUUUCCGAUUCUUCUAGUUAACUACGGGUCAGGCACAACUCGUUUGAACAACAGUGUUGUACACGUGGCUGAUGGCAAACCGCAUCUUAUUGAGAUCGUUCUUAUGAGAAGUUCCAUAGAAAUGUUUGUAGAUAGAUGCAAGUUGUCAACCUGUAUGAGCCUAGCAGCUCCCACUGGACCGAGGGAAAUUUUAAAUGUAAAUGGGCCAUUACAGCUUGGAGGGGCUAGUAUAGAUCUACAGAGCCUCGCGCGAUCGUUCGGAUGGCGGCACGUUCCCACAAAUCAGCACUUUAUGGGCUGUAUCAGUAAUUUUACGUAUAACGAUUUUAUGUACAACUUGGGCAGACCAUCAGUAGAACACAAUGCCGAUCCUGGCUGUCAAAAGAGUGUAUUUACUGCAAUCACUUUUGGCAUCGACACAAAUUUCCUGGUCGCUAUUCUCGUUUGUAUAGCGAUUUUAAUAAUCCUCCUCCUAGCGGUGGUCGUCCACAGAAAGCGAGCAGAUGCGUGGGCAGAAAAGGAGCUAGACGAUAUAAGAGAAAAUAUCAUUGCGUAUGAAGACGAGGGCGGCGGCGAGGGGGACGCGGGGUACGACUUGCACGUGCUACGGCAAAUGUAUGACGGCCCGCUGCCAGAUACUGAUGCUACGUUUAUGCAUGCCCCAGGUGUAGUAGGAGCAGCACCGGAUUUAUCCGGUUUCUUAGACGACAAGAAAUCCGUCCUAGACAGAGAUCCGGAUAUCAACCCGUACGAUGAUGUACGACACUACGCGUACGAAGGCGAUGGUAACACCAGUGGGUCACUAUCGUCUUUAGCCAGUUGUACCGAUGAUGAGGACCUUAAAUUCAACUAUCUCUCUACAUUUGGGCCGCGAUUCAGAAAAUUAGCGGAUAUGUAUGGAGACUCUGACGAUGAUAGAACACCACACGAAGAAUCUUGGUGC
Brenthis ino (lesser marbled fritillary) is the source of this 4503-nucleotide messenger RNA. Lineage: Eukaryota; Metazoa; Arthropoda; Insecta; Lepidoptera; Nymphalidae. The record is from the annotation of a GenBank genome assembly.